Molecule: messenger RNA, 1815 nt
Organism: Entamoeba invadens IP1
Lineage: Eukaryota; Evosea; Mastigamoebida; Endamoebidae
Exons: 1
Coding region: 1-1815 (604 amino acids)
Source: RefSeq, a predicted model, not a curated record
AUGGAUGGGUGCGUCAACCAAAUCGAUACAACGUGUUACUUGUGUGAUUUUACAACGUUGUUAAAAGGUGUUUGUAAUGAAAUGAAUGAGAAGUGUGAGACAUCCUCGCAACACGGCUGCGACAAAUGCGUUUCAGAUGUGAUCACAUCAAAUGGCAACUGUGCGAACACCACAAAUUGUAAAUAUGAAAUCAACAGAGAAAGUGGCACCGAGUGUCUGUAUUGUGUCGAUGACGUGUUGUGUGGCAAAGCAAAACAAAAUUGUGAAACAUCACACAACGAGUACUGCUACUUGGCAAUGAAUGGGUAUCACACAACAAACGACAACACUGUUAAACAAUGUGAAAGUGAAGUGUGUGUCGUUUCAAAUGGUGUUAUCACAGAUUUGAAAUGUAAAGAAGGCAAAUUGUUGAUAGAUGGCGUGUGUACAACUAACACCAUGUGUAUAGUAAUGUCGUAUGGUGAUUGUAUCAAGUGUGAUGCAAAACAACACAUCUCACAUGGUAUGUGUUCACAAAACAAUCCAAAUUGUGACAAUCAGAACGGAGAUAUUUGCAUUGUGUGUAACAACUCCAUCAACGUUGAAGGUGUGUGCACAGACACCCAGUCAAUUCAUUGCAGUUUAUUUGACAAAGUGUGUGUCACAUGCGAGAGUGGCUAUUACAAAGACGUUGAUGGCUGCAAAGAGAAGACUGGCGUUUUGUCAAAUUGUGGUGUUGUCUCGUCACUCAACACCAAAUGUGUCGAGUGUGAGUCCGAUUACAAUUUCGAUGGAUAUUUGUGUGUGCCACAAACACUUCCAAAUGAGACCACCAAAGAAACAACUAAAAAUGAAGACACACAGACAGACAGCCAUUGUGAAGUGAGCACCACAAAGGGGUGUCUGAGGUGCCUCAGUGGGUAUUACCUCACAGACCGGAUGUGUGUCAAGUGUGAGUACCCCUGUGUCUACUGUUCAAAUCAGACAUUCUGCACAAAGUGCGACGAUUACUCGUAUGCAAACAGCAACGGCGUUUGCACCGAAAUUAACGACCUUGUCAGUGUGUGUGAUGUGUUGAUGUCAACAUAUCGCGGGUGUGUAGUCUGCAAGGAAGGAUACAUGCGGUCAUCUGAUGGGUCAACGUGUAUUGGCUGUGAUGUGUCAUGCAAGUCGUGCACAAAUGAAGGGAAUUGUGUUGUGUGCAAUGAGGAGUUUUAUCGCACUUCAUCGAAUGUCACCAAAUUGUGUUCUCCACAAAGCGAGUUGACUUCGUGUGCAAACAGAACAACAGCUGGUUGUGUGCUAUGUGAAGGUGGACACUAUCUCAAAAACAAUUUGUGUGUGAAGUGUCAAGACACGUGUACACAAUGCAAUGGCAUCGAUGAGUGCACUGACUGUGUAAAAGACAGUGUGCUUGUGUCAGGUGUCUGUUCACACUACACAGCCAUCGAAAACUGUGUUGCGUCUGCCAACAACAAAUGUUCAAAAUGUGAUGACAACUACAAAUUGAGUGACGACAUGUUGAGUUGUAUUCACACCACAAAUUAUGGUGUUGUUGUUGGCAUCCCAAUUGUUUCUGUGUUCAUUAUAAUACUCAUUAUCAUUAGUAUUAUAGUAAUUACAAUAGUCGUUUUACAAAAGCGCAAAGAAACAAAGAAAAUGGAAAACAUCUGUGUCUUUAAAAUGAGUCGUUCAAACAUCGCAAUGAGUGUGUUAGACGCCAACAUUUUAACAAACAAAAAUUCGCUGACAUUUGAUGACACAUGUGAAGUCAUUCCCGUUGAAAAAGAGUCUCGUGAGCUCCUCUGUGUUGGCAACAAAGGCAAAGGCAUUUGA